AUGGUCAGGGCGGCCAUUAUUGGUCUGGCUGGCCUUUUCAGCUUUGCAUGUGCACAGAGCAGCUCUGUCAAAGUCCGAUGGAUCGACGGCACGCCAAAGUACCUUUCUGGAACGACGUUUGGAGUGCCCUGGCCCCGCGGACAGCACCCUGCCAAUGCGACGACGUUUACAACGACGGGCGAUGCAAGUCUCCAGUCAUGGGUGACUGCGUAUUGGCCUGAUGGCAGUCUGAAGUGGACUGGGCAUGCUCUGGGAGCCAGCGAAUCUCCCGCCGACGAAUAUACCAUCACGGCAACGAGUAAGGGCAAUUCAUCUGCACCCCGCCGUGCACGACGAGCUAGCGGCAUCCAAGUCAGCGAUUCUGGCGAGGAGAUUGUAGUCGAUACUGGCAAGGUCACGGCAGUAUUCCCAAGAUCAGGCAAUGUUCUUGUUUCCAGCAUCAAGGCUGGUGCAAAGACUGUUGGUACAAAUGGCCAUCUUGUCCUGCGAUCCCAAUCUGGCACUCCGGACGACAAUGCCGACGGCAAGCCUACUGGCAUCGACUAUUUUGCCUUUACCAGCAAGAUAUCCAACGUUACUGUAUCUGAGGAGAACACUGCUCGCACGCUGGUCACUGUUAACGGUAUCCAUACUGCAACCGGCGAUAGCGCUCAUGACGACUGGCUUCCCUUCACUGUGCGCUUUUAUCUCUAUGCCAACUCGGAAGCGAUUCGCAUAAUCCACACGAUUGUCUACGAUGGAAACAUGUACGAUGAUUUCAUGUCUGGCCUUGGUAUCCAGUUCGACGUACCUCUGGCGAACGAAAAACUCUACGACCGCCACAUCCGCAUUGCAGGUGUUGAUGGGGGCAUGCUCCAUGAAGCCGUCAAGGGCAUCACUGGGCUCCGCCGCGACCCAGGCAAAGACAUCAGAUCAGCUCAAUACAACGGAACAGCGCUUCCAGAUCCGUCAACCUGGGACCAGCGCGUAACCACUCGUCUCCAGUGGAUCCCAGCAUGGAGCGACUACCGCCUCACGCAGCUCUCUCCCGAUGGCUUCACGCUCAAGAAGCGCACCAAAGCCGGCCAGAGUUGGGUGAAGAUCCCUGGCGGAACCAGAGCAGGUGGACUGGCCUACCUUGGCGGUGCUACCGGCGGCGGCCUUGCCCUCGGUCUCCGCGAUUUCUGGAAAAAGUAUCCUACAAGCCUAGAUAUCUCAAAUGCCGCCACAGACACCGGAUCCAUAACCCUAUGGCUGUACAGCCCGCAAGCCGAGCCCCUGGAUCUGCGCCCUUACCACGACGGCCUGGGCGAAGACACAUACAAAAAGCAGCUUGACGCCCUGGAGAUCACGUACGAGGACUGGGAAUCCGGCUAUGAUACUCCCCACGGUAUUGCACGUACAAAUGAGUUGUACGUCUACGCCUUCGACACGACGCCAUCAGCCGACAAGCUCUCUGUACUCACAAACUCGACAAACUCCCCGCCAGUACUCCUCCCCGAGCCCAAGUACAUGGCCGACACGCAAGCACUCGGAUCCUACUGGGACGUGCCAGGCGCAGUCGACUCUGCGCAAGCGCAGACAAUCGAAGAGCACAUGACGUUCCUGAUCGACUUCUACAAGGAGCAAAUCGAGCAGAGGCGGUGGUACGGGUUCCUGGACCAUGGCGACAUGAUGCACACGUACGACAACGACCGGCACCAGUGGCGCUACGACAUUGGCGGCUACGCGUGGGACAACUCCGAGCUGUCUCCCGACCUCUUCUUCUGGACCUAUUUCCUGCGCAGCGCCAGCCCAGAUGCCUACCGCAUUGCGCACGACCAGGCGCGGCACGGCGGCGACGUCGAUUCCUACCACGUAGGCAAUUUCACCGGCCUGGGGACCCGCCACGGCGUCCAGCACUGGAGCGACAGCGCAAAGCAAGCCCGCAUUUCGACGCCCGUGUACCGCAAGCCCUUUUUCUACAUCUCCGGCGGCGACGAGCGCACCGGCGAUCUCAUGCGCGAGGUCCUCGACGCCGACAAGGCGUUUCUGCGCGUCGACGCCCGCCGCAAAGUCCGCGAUCCAAGCAUCAUCUACAAACCCGAUGCGACGGCGCUCUUCCUCAACUUCGGCACUGACUGGGCGGGUCUCGCGCAGGCCUACCUAAUUGAAUGGGAGCGGCGCGGGCCGCGCGCACAAGAAGCCCACGACAAGCUCGUCGCGAGCAUCGUGUCGUAUCCGAAGCUGAAAAACGGGUUUGCAACAGGCGAAGCGCUGUAUAAUAGUCUCAACGGCGAGUGGGCGCCUCCGCCUACCGAUCCCAACAACACGGGCGAAGUCACCGUGUCGCAUCUCUCGGGCGUGUUUGGCGUCCUCGAGACAAUCGACCAGCUUGUAACGCAUUUUGGGGCCGACCAGCAGAACGUCACGCGGCCCUUCUUCGACGCCUUCUUGGACUACUGCUACUACUAUGGUGCUGGCAAGGCGGAGCAAAAGGCGCGCUAUGGAGAGGACUUUGGUAGCCUGACGCUCAUGCAGGGCCACUCGCGGUUUACGGCGUAUGUGGCAAGUCACAGACACAAUGCGUCGCUGGUGCCGCGCGUGUGGUCCGAGUUCCUGGGCGAUGGGAGUAAGGAUGGUCUUGCGCCGAGUGCGCCGUGGAAUGCGGUUAGGAUUGGUGGCAGUGAUGUGUUGGCUCCGGUGGAUGAGGCGACAUGGGUUAGUACCAAUGCUAUGGCUCUGUAUGGGGUUUCUGGUAUUGAGAAUCUGGCGCUUGUGGGGGCGCCGGAUGUGAGCAUUAUUGGUGGUAAUGCUACUGUGAAGCGAUGGUCGUAG
This is a messenger RNA of Exserohilum turcica Et28A, 2796 nucleotides long. RefSeq lists its product as uncharacterized. Lineage: Eukaryota; Fungi; Ascomycota; Dothideomycetes; Pleosporales; Pleosporaceae. The transcript has a single exon. The coding region runs from base 1 to 2796 and encodes 931 amino acids. The record is from RefSeq and is a predicted model, not a curated record.